AUGAGCGCGCGCUUAUCUCCUGCAGCCAGCCUUCUUCGCAACUCGAAGUUGUUUGCAUUGCCUCCUACAAUAGCACUACCACCUAAAUCUCCAACAUCCGACCAGAUCUCCAGCUCUGAUACGGCAACAACCAAAUACCCCCAACAUGCUGCCAUCAACACGACGGUAGUUUCACACAACUAUGGAGAUUGGGGAUUCAAGAGACCCUUACCUGCAAAGUCGACCAGGUCUACAAACAACCCAGUGGUCCGCUUGGUCCAGGGCAUCGACACGCCCGAGCAGAUUGCUGACUUCGAAUCGGCAGCCGAUCAUCAUAUGCCGGUGCAACUAGAUAACAAAUCGUUCCUUACCGAUCCAUACGCCAAAAGAAUGCACAAUGGUGUCUUCCGAUCUUCUCAUGACAAUACAACCAACUUAGUCUCAUCAGCGCACACUCGUGCAAGCGCUUCUAGUGUGUGGCCUAAUGUAAAGCCCGAGGAAAUAUUUGAUGCGCUCCCCGAGAAGAUCAAGCGGAAACAGAUAGAAAUAGAACAGGCGACGGAACCCGUUAAGCAAGAGGAAGGCGAAGCACAACUUCUCGCAGCCACCAAAAAGCAAUCGCGACCCAUAAAACCACUAAGAUGGCGUUACGCUGGACCCUCGCUCGUAAAAAUAUCUGGCCAAGAGUUUGACGAAUAUCUAAGGAGGAUAAGUGAUAAAGAAAGAGAACUCCUUGACAAGCGCAUCAGACAGGAUCUUGUUGAGGAGAAGACAAGACUCGCACGGGAGAGUGGCCAGAGAGAUAAGACUUUUACCCAGACUGAUAUUACAGAAGGGGAAGUAAAGGAACAGAUGCGCUACCUACGAAAUGAGCCUAGGAAGUUCGGACCUAUUAUUGCAGAAAUACUUGACCUUCCUGAGGUAGAAUCAGAAAUACCAGGGAGAACAAAGGAUCUUGCCGAUCUGUGGGAAUAUGGAAGGAGCACUUUGGCAGCAGGAGAGUGGUCUUCUAGAGGACCUCCAAGAACACAUCCAUCUGCUGGCUUAUCGUAUAUCCAUACCAACAACCACGUUAACAACGAUCCAAAGUACGGUCCACAGAGCUCCAGAAACGUCACGGUUGCUCGAGUCGUAAAAGCCCGGGCCAAGGGCAGUGCCUCGCGUGUCCAUGUUGGUUUGGCGGGAUUUAUUGUACCACCGAUGGAGGCGAGACACGACAGCAAGUUGGAAUAUAUGCCUAAGCCCGGUGGAAACAAGGUGGCAUUGAGGCCGACUGUCGCUUAUGUCCAUUCCAGUGGCGCUGUCAGGCUACACGCAGAACACACAGACUGGACUGUCGAUGAGAACGACAGAGCCGUCUCAAGCGCUGAAAGGGCGGAGAGGAGCCAAGGCCGAGAUCUGCAACAGCCACGAGGCGUUGCACCUGCACCUCGAAUGAGCAGCACGCCAAUGCUGCGUCUGAGCCAGCUCAACAGUUCAAGAAGGGCAGAUCUGAGUCCAGAUGUCGACGACUUUUGGGCGAGCAGCUAG
Messenger RNA from Lithohypha guttulata, 1509 nucleotides. RefSeq lists its product as uncharacterized. The transcript has 2 exons. The coding region runs from base 1 to 1509 and encodes 502 amino acids. Gene Ontology annotation, molecular function: structural constituent of ribosome. Gene Ontology annotation, biological process: mitochondrial translational initiation. The record is from RefSeq and is a predicted model, not a curated record. NCBI's taxonomy places the organism in Eukaryota, Fungi, Ascomycota, Eurotiomycetes, Chaetothyriales, Trichomeriaceae. Gene Ontology annotation, cellular component: mitochondrial small ribosomal subunit.